UUCCAGUUCCGGCCUCACAAGGGCGGGGAGAAGUUGGGACCAUGCGGCUCUCGGUCGCAGCCGCCAUCUCCCAUGGCCGCGUAUUCCGCCGCCUGGGCCUUGGUCCCGAGUCCCGCAUCCAUAUGUUGCGUAACUUGCUUACGGGACUGGUGCGACACGAACGCAUCGAGGCGUCAUGGGCACGCGUGGACGAGAUGAGGGGCUAUGCCGAGAAGCUCAUCGACUAUGGGAAGCUGGGAGACACCAACGAAAGAGCCAUGCGCAUGGCUGACUUCUGGCUCACGGAGAAAGACUUGAUCCCAAAGCUGUUUCAAGUACUGGCCCCUCGGUACCAAGGUCAGAAUGGGGGCUACACGAGAAUGCUGCAGAUCCCAAAUCGGAGUAAGCAGGAUCGGGCCAAGAUGGCGGUGAUCGAGUAUAAAGGGAACUGCCUUCCACCCCUGCCCCUGCCUCGCAGAGACAGCAACCUUACACUCCUGAACCAGCUGCUGCAGGGGCUGCGGCAGGACCAGAAAGCAAGCAUCCACAGCUCCCACGCAGCCCAAACACCAGGGAUUUAACUGGAGCCAAAGAGGAUAUGGCCCUCAUCAGUGCCCAUGAUCACAGGCCUUUGGAGUACUUUUAAUCUCUGAGAAGAACUGAAGCUAGAGUUUUAAAAUGGACAACUUAAUGGAGCCCAGAAUCUUCUGGGGAGCCAGAUAACCCUCUCUUGGCACAAUAGAUAAAAUUCCUUCUAUGAGUAUAUGUAAACCAAUUUUUUUUCUCCCUUUGGGAUUCUGGAGAAUGAGAACUAGCCAAAUGCUGAAUCCUUGUGUGAUAGUAAAUUCACAGCAUGUGUUUCUGGCUCUUA
Messenger RNA from Equus quagga, 850 nucleotides. RefSeq names its product mitochondrial ribosomal protein L17 (gene MRPL17). Gene Ontology annotation, cellular component: mitochondrial large ribosomal subunit; ribosome. Lineage: Eukaryota; Metazoa; Chordata; Mammalia; Perissodactyla; Equidae. The transcript has 3 exons. The record is from RefSeq and is a predicted model, not a curated record. The coding region runs from base 42 to 560 and encodes 172 amino acids. Gene Ontology annotation, molecular function: structural constituent of ribosome. Gene Ontology annotation, biological process: translation.